AUGGCGAGGGCGCAACCCGAUAGGAGCGAUGGAUGCUCGUCCGCUAGGACCAGUGUGUGGACCUCUGGAGGUAGCAGACCGGGUGAGGGCUCCCACUCGGACCGGGCGGUGAAAGAUGAGGAGGAGGAGGAGGAGGAGGAGGAAGGUAACCAAGACGACCUGCUGAAGAGGACAGGAACCUUUGUGGCGUCUUCAGACAGUUUACCUAGUGGCAUUCUCAAAAUGAAGAAAUGUCUCCAUGCCAACGCCGCCCGUCCAUCAGAGGACAGACUGUCGUCGGUGCAGUUCCACCCGUCGGCUCAGGUCGUCAUGACGGCGGGCCUGGAUUGCUCGCUGUCGCUCUUCCAGGUGGACGGCAAGACCAACCCCAAGAUCCAGAGUGUCCACCUGGACCGCUUCCCCGUCCACAAGGCAUGUUUUAGUUGCCAUGGCGACGCCGUCAUCGCCACCAGCCUGAGGAACAAAAUGUUCUACGUGUACGACAUGAUGGAGGGGCGGGUCACACCUGUUCACGCCGUCAGAGGGCUGAAUGAGGGCCGAGUGAAGGAGUUCUCAGUGUGCCCUGAGGGGGGCGCUCUGCUGCUGACUGGAACCAGAGGAUACCUGCACACACUCACACUCAAGACCAAGGAAGUUGUGAGCAGCGUGAAGAUGAACGGCGAGGUGAGCGGCGUGGCGUUUAGUCACGACGGCAGCAAAGUGUUUGCUUCCUCAGAGGAGGGGGAGGUGUACGUGUGGGACGUGCGCACCAACCGAUGUCUCAACAAGUUCCUGGAUGAUGGCUGUGUCAGAUCCACCUGUAUCGCCACCUCUUCUAACGGCCACUACCUGGCCUGCGGCUCGCAGGCGGGCGUGGUCAACAUCUACUCGCAGGAGGCGUGUCUUAACUCGGCCAAUCCCAGGCCUCUAAAAGCGGUGAUGAACCUGCUGACCUCGGUCACCUCGCUGACCUUUAACCCCACCUCCGAGAUCCUUGCCAUGGCGUCGCGGGCGGAGGACGAGGCGGUGCGACUGGUGCACCUCGCCAGUCUGAGUGUCUUCUCCAACUUCCCCGUGUCCAAGAGGAAGUUCCUGCAUCGCACCUUCAGCAUGCACUUCUCUCCUCACUCCGCCUUCUUCUCAUUGGCCAACAACAAGGGACACGCCCCCCUCCUCAGGCUGCUCCACUACAAGAGUUUCUGAGGAAGAAGUGGUGGUCACAUGACAAGAUGAUGAAUAUGGCGCCAUGUUUGUUUUCAAUCAUUUGUAAUAAAAAGUCAUUAAAUCUU
Nerophis ophidion (straightnose pipefish) is the source of this 1268-nucleotide messenger RNA. Its product is annotated as U3 small nucleolar RNA-associated protein 18 homolog. The record is from RefSeq and is a predicted model, not a curated record. Bases 1 to 1182 code for a protein of 393 amino acids. Gene Ontology annotation, molecular function: protein binding. NCBI's taxonomy places the organism in Eukaryota, Metazoa, Chordata, Actinopteri, Syngnathiformes, Syngnathidae. The transcript has 10 exons. Gene Ontology annotation, biological process: rRNA processing. Gene Ontology annotation, cellular component: Pwp2p-containing subcomplex of 90S preribosome; small-subunit processome.